AUGAAACUGACUUUGGUGCUUUUGUUCUGCAUUACAGUAGUUCAAGCACAGUCUGAUGACUAUGAUUAUGGUUUUGAUGACACUCAGACGGGUCAGUCUGAGACACCAAGUGCUGAGUCACCAACUCUUGGGCCUCGUGGACACAGACCACAUGUUGGAGGCGAAAGCACCUACAGAAGAACUCAACCACUUCCCAGUGGUCGAAGAACUUAUGAAAGAAAAACGGGCUAUAGAAAUCAGCCCACUCCAUCCACACAACGAUCUGCCAUUGUUGAGGAGAGUAUAAACUUGGAUGCAGGAGGAUGCACUCAUUUAAAUCCAGAAAAGGGAACAUUGUGUCCAACUGGCUGUGAACUGAGGACUAGGCUUCUGAAGGAGGAAAAGAAUAUAAAACCAGCCAUUGAUAACUUAGCAGUGGAAGUUUCAAAUCUUACUCAGUCUACAAACACGAUGCAUGUUUACAUUGAAAAUGUAGAUCGUGAAAUGCAAUGGCGAGAAACACAGUACACAGGGAAUUAUAAAGUACUGGAUUCAUACAAUACAGAGCUGGAAAACCAUUUUGCAUUGAUAAAUAACACAGUAAACAACCGCAUGCUUUCAUCAACCAUCAAUACGAUGCAUUCUGUUUUGGAGAUUCUCAACCAGAAGCUGCGUGUUCUUAGAGGAGCAGUAUUGACACAAAUAGAUCACUGUAAGAUGCCGUGCACUGUUACUUGUAAUAUCCCAGUGGCAUCAGGGAAAGAAUGUAACGACAUUUAUGAGAAAGGUGGUACAGAAUCUCAAAUGUACUUAAUCAGACCAGACUCCUCUAAAGCACCCUACAAGAUUUACUGUGAUAUGGUAACAGCAGAAGGAGGGUGGGCACUGAUUCAAAACAGACAGGAUGGUAGUGUUGAUUUUGGCAGAUCUUGGGAUGCCUACAAAAAUGGAUUUGGCAAUAUUGCAUUCGAUUCAGGAAAAGGGUUUUGCGAUACCCCAGGUGAAUACUGGCUGGGAAAUGAUCGAAUCAGUCAACUGACAAGAUCUAAGCCCACAGAGCUCUUUUUUGAGAUGCAAGACUGGGAGAAUGAGCAACUUACAGCCCAUUAUGCCUCAUUUACUGUACAAAAUGAGGUCAACCAUUAUCGCCUGACAGUUAAUGGCUACUCAGGAAAUGCUGGCAAUACUCUUUUGGAAGGGGCUAAAAUGCUCAUCGGCAUUAACAGGACAAUGACAAUUCAUCAGAACAUGAAGUUCAGUACAUAUAAUAGAGAUAACGAUGAAUGGGAACCUGGAAACCCAGACAAACAAUGUGCCAGAGAAGAUGGUGGCGGCUGGUGGUAUAAUCGCUGUCAUUCUGCAAAUCCAAAUGGGAGAUAUUAUUGGGGUGGAAAUUACACAAAAGCUUUGGCAAAACAUGGCACUGAUGACGGGAUUGUGUGGAUGGAUGCAAGAGGAUCUUGGUAUUCUAUGAAGAAAAUGAGCAUGAAAAUCCGGCCAGCAAUCUCAUCAAGUGGUGCACAGGAACAAAUGCCUCAAUCAUUCUUUGAACCCAAAUCAUAG
Messenger RNA from Hemiscyllium ocellatum (epaulette shark), 1542 nucleotides. It is a transcript of the gene fgb, whose product is annotated as fibrinogen beta chain. Gene Ontology annotation, biological process: protein polymerization; blood coagulation; platelet activation. The record is from RefSeq and is a predicted model, not a curated record. Gene Ontology annotation, molecular function: signaling receptor binding. The transcript is spliced from 8 exons. Lineage: Eukaryota; Metazoa; Chordata; Chondrichthyes; Orectolobiformes; Hemiscylliidae. Gene Ontology annotation, cellular component: fibrinogen complex. The coding region runs from base 1 to 1542 and encodes 513 amino acids.